GAAGCUACUACUUAAAAAGCCAUUGUUUCCAACAAUAAUUCAUUCUCUCAAAACCAAAUACAUUAUCACCCAUGAAAGGAAUAGACAUGUUCUGUUCUUCCCCCGCUUCAACAGCAAUAAUACAUACUACUAUAGAUCAACGUUCUAUGCUUCGUCGAAGCAGAAGCACCAAAACCUACGAUCAUGAUAGAAGGAAAAAUCAAAAUCAAAAUCAACUUCAUCAAGUUCCUUGUCUAUCUCAAUUACCUAUCAAUCCUAUACCUUUCUUUGAGAAACAUAGAAAGAGCUCAUCUUCAGCAGACAAACAAAACAGCACUGAUCUCACACGUAGAAAAAGCUCCGCCGAUUCGUCUUCAAGAAGAUAUCUUCUCGGUGACGCACCGUUCAUCGAUUCUCACGCUCUUACUCUUAGCUCCUCUUCUUCAGCUAUCUCCUCCAAGGAAGAGGUUGUGGUUCUGAGGGUGUCAUUGCACUGCAAAGCCUGCGAAGGAAAAAUCAGAAAACAUAUCUCAAAAAUGGAAGGAGUGAGAUCAUUCAGCAUAGAAAUGGAGAAAAAGAAAGUAACAAUAAUUGGAGACGUGACGCCAUUAGAUGUACUGACAAGUGUAUCCAAGGUGAAAAGUGCACAGCUAUGGCAAUCUACAACAGCAGUAGCAUCAUCUUCUUCUAGGACACACUAAUUAAACAUAAAUUUCUCUAGUUUGUUUGUGUUUGGUUCAAGUACUACUUUACAGAACGUGCGUUUGCAGCAUUAGGUAAAUGGUAAGAGUAUGAGUACAAUAGGGUGGGGUCAUAACUUGCAAACCUCACUUUCAGUUCCUCUACUUGUUGCAAAUUGUAGUACCAAUAGGAAGAAUUUGGUUAAAGUUUGAUGACUUGUCAAUCUCAAUGCAUGUUAUGUUGAUGCACUUGAAAAGCAAUCAUAUGGUUGUUCACUAAGCA
Molecule: messenger RNA, 942 nt
Organism: Lathyrus oleraceus (garden pea)
Lineage: Eukaryota; Viridiplantae; Streptophyta; Magnoliopsida; Fabales; Fabaceae
Product: protein SODIUM POTASSIUM ROOT DEFECTIVE 2
Exons: 3
Coding region: 72-680 (202 amino acids)
Molecular function (GO): metal ion binding
Source: RefSeq, a predicted model, not a curated record